AGACUGCAAGCACUGGAGCUAUAUCGCAGACACAUCUUACCUGCUAACAUGGAACUACUAGCAAAAGAUUGCGAGCAAGUAACGGCACCAGCAUUUGAGGAUGUUAUGGAAGCUAUUGGCGCAAGAGGGAAGUUCCAGAGGAGAUUUAACACAAUCUUCACUUACUUGGGUGCCACUGUCAAUCUGAUGAGUGUACAUUUGUAUUACCUGGCAAUGCAGACUCCCGACCAUUGGUGUUACGUUCCUGGCAGAGAGAAUACUGGUUUGACUAUUGAUGAGUGGAUGAACUUAACUAUACCCAGGGAACAGGGUACGUUCAGCAAGUGCACGAUGUACAACGAUAGCCAUACGUACAAGGCUGCCAACAUUUCAGAAAUAACCUGCCAACACGGUUGGGCCUACGACAACACGUGGUCCUCCAUGACUGUGCCAUCGCAGAUGAACUGGGUGUGCAGUAACAAGCACAUUGUCAAUGACAUCAUGUUUUACUCGCAAUAUGUCGCUGCUGUAAUGGGACUGCUCUUCGGCUACGUGGGAGACAUGUGUGGCCGCCGCUGGCAGCAGUUCCUGUGCUUGGCAGCCCACAUGAUCAGCAGGGUCGUGCUGAUUCUCGCACCAUCUAUUCCCAUGUUAUUUGCUGUGGGGGUGUCUCUGGUGGCAGCUGCAAGUGGACCAAUGCUCGAGUCAUCACUGUCUGUCGGACUCGAACUGACAACCAUCAAGCACCGUACGACUAUCAGCGCCAUGGCGUGCCUUUGUGCAGGAGCUGGAAUGAUGGCGGCUGGUCUGGUGGCGUGGAUCAUGCCCUAUUGGAAUUUUCUCUUCCUCUUUGCUGCAUUAUGUUGUCUUGCAUUGUUUUCAUUUUUCAGGUGUUUCCCCGAGUCGCCGCGCUGGCUGGCCUGCAGGGGGCGCCAGGAGGAGGCGCUCAGCCUGGUGCAGCGCAUCGCGGCCGCCAACGGCACUGCCGUGCCUCCGUUCACUCAGAGGGUGCUACGCAACGUGGCCAGGAGCAAGCGCGACAGGAAGGGACUGCUCAGCAUUUUCUCCAGCUGGAACCUCUUGAAAAAUACAACAGUACUCGUCAUCGUCAGGUCCGUGCACGUGCUGACGAUGUUCUCGCUGGUGCUGAGCGUGGGCGGUGUCAGCGACAACCCGUUCGCCUCGGUGGCCGCGCAGGGGGCAGCCCAGCUGCUCGGCUACCUGGCCGUCCGCCACUGUGCGUCCCGCUUCGGCCGCCGCUGGUCCGCUGUCGCAGCUCCUGUGCUGGCCGCUGCCGUUGGUUCUGCCAUCAUUCUCCUCAUGACAGCAGAUGCAUCCGGCACCUCCAUCACCGUGAUGACCAUCAUAAUGCAGUUCUGCACCACGGCUAGUGGUGCUAUAUCCAACCUACAGAGCCUGGAAGUGCACCCCACGUGUCUGCGGCAGAUCACAGCUUCUGUCGAGUGGACGGCGGGAUCAGUGGAUCGCCGGCUGCCAUUCGCCAUCCUCUCCGCACUGAACCUUCUGGCAGCUUUUGCUGCAUCUUUCCUACCAGAAUCUGCAUUACAGAGAUUGCCUGAAUCUUUGGAGGAUGCCGCGUUGUAUGGCAAAGGCCGCCGCUGCACCAUGCUGGUUGGUCUGUUGAUGGCCGCCCCCGGACUGCUGCAGAUGACUGCUGGUGAUGUGUCGUACUCGCAUAUGUUACCAUGCCGCCAUCGUGCGUGGACAACUAAACUGCACCUGGACAAAUCAGAACUGCUGCGGAUGGCAGAAACUGCCUUUCCUCAGCGCUCUGGCCAGAAAGGCUUCAUAUCGGCAGAUCUAUUUCUCUUUUAUUGA
Messenger RNA from Schistocerca piceifrons (Central American locust), 1818 nucleotides. Its product is annotated as solute carrier family 22 member 7-like. Gene Ontology annotation, cellular component: membrane. The coding region runs from base 49 to 1818 and encodes 589 amino acids. The record is from RefSeq and is a predicted model, not a curated record. Gene Ontology annotation, biological process: transmembrane transport. Lineage: Eukaryota; Metazoa; Arthropoda; Insecta; Orthoptera; Acrididae. Gene Ontology annotation, molecular function: transmembrane transporter activity. The transcript has 10 exons.